This is a messenger RNA of Nicotiana tabacum (common tobacco), 1606 nucleotides long. RefSeq names its product GATA transcription factor 9-like. Lineage: Eukaryota; Viridiplantae; Streptophyta; Magnoliopsida; Solanales; Solanaceae. The record is from RefSeq and is a predicted model, not a curated record. Gene Ontology annotation, molecular function: zinc ion binding; sequence-specific DNA binding. Gene Ontology annotation, cellular component: nucleus. Gene Ontology annotation, biological process: positive regulation of DNA-templated transcription; cell differentiation.
UGCUUGUCCCCUUCAAACGCAAAUAAACCCCCUCUCCUUUCUCUUCUACUUCCACUUCUCUCUCUCCUCCAACACUUCACUCCUCACAACUCUCUUUUUCUCUCUAUUUUUCCCUCUCACACCAAAAACACACACUCUUUUCACACAUUCUUCUUUAAGCUCCAAAUUUGCAUAAUUUCUAACCAAUGGAAACACCUGAAUUCUUCCAAGCAAGUUACUACAACUCCCAAUUCAUGCCUGAAAAGCGCUUUUCCGACGCCAAAAAUGGUGACCAUUUCGUUGUUGAGGACCUCUUGGACUUGCCUAACGACGAUGGAAUGGUCACUGAUGGCACGUUGGACGCUACGGUCACCGGAAAUUCCGCUGAUUCUUCUGUUGUCGAUAAUUCAUGCAAUUCUUCAUUGUCCGGAAGCAAUCAUGACCCACAAUUACCUGUUGAUAAUAUUAUUGGCUGCCGGAAUUUCCCCGACGGACAGUUCUCCAGUGAAUUCUCCGUCCCGUAUGACGAUUUGGCUGAGUUGGAAUGGCUUUCGAAUUUUGUGGAAGAAUCAUUUUCAAGUAACGAGAUGCAGAAAAUACAGUUCAUUCAAGGAAUGAAAUCCCGAAAUGAUAACGAGACUCACCAGUUCAUUCCUGAUCCCAAUAAUAACCGAGCAUCAGCAGCAACUAACCCAAUUUUCAAUCCCGACAUGUCCGUUCCAGCCAAGGCACGUAGCAAGCGAUCGCGCAUGGCUCCGGGCAAUUGGGCGUCUCGCUUGCUAGUCGUGUCACCUAAUUCUCCCAACAAUACACCAAACUCGCCAAUGAAUACAACAACAAUGCAAGACAUGUCAUCUUCAUCAGAGUCAGGGAUCAUAUCGUGCUCUGGAAAGAAGACAGUGAAGUCGUCUAUUCCGAAAAUUAAGAAAGAGAAUACUCAACAUGUUCCAAAUAAUAAUAUGGCUAGCAAUAGUGAAGGAAGGAAGUGUCUUCAUUGUGCUACUGAUAAGACACCACAAUGGAGAACUGGACCAAUGGGUCCAAAAACACUUUGCAAUGCGUGUGGUGUAAGGUACAAGUCUGGACGUCUUGUCCCUGAAUAUCGACCUGCUGCUAGUCCAACUUUUGUGCUUACUAAGCACUCAAAUUCUCAUCGAAAAGUUCUUGAGAUUCGGAGGCAAAAGGAAAUUGUUCGGACUCAACAACACCAUCAACAACAACAAUUCCUUCCUCAGAACAUGAUGUUUGAUGUAUCCAGUGCUGAUGAUUACUUGAUUCAUCAACAUAUUGGGCCAGAUUUUCGGCAGCUAAUUUAGUGAUUAAUGGCGGUUUAGAAGUUUGCUUUCAGAUAUUGAGUCUUUAUAUUCUUAGAGAAUUUCCUUAUAUUUUUGUUAGAUUAAUUUACUAGGACUUGAUUCCUAACUUAUCGAAUUUUGUAGCUUUGUCAUAGAAAUGAAAAAAAGUUAAGUGAAAGAUAAGAGACUAAAAGAGAAAAGAAUGGGCAGUACAAGUAGAAAGGGUAGGGUCUAAUGUCCUAAGUUUAUGUUCCUUUUGCCAAGAAUUUGGCAAUUUUCGAACCAAUUUUUCUUUGUAAUUCAAAGUGUUAAUUUAUCUCUUUCUUUCUUUU